AUGGAGCGGAUCCACGUAGCGGUGCGCUCGCGGCCGCUCCCCCCGGAGGACGCGCGGAGCAGCCCGUGGAGGAUCUCGGGCAACACCAUCGCUCACUCUGCGCAGUCCUCCACCCGCUUCGAGUUCGACAGGAUAUUCGGCGAGGAGUGCCGCACUGCCGAGGUCUACGAGACUCGCACCAAGCAAAUCGUCGACUCCGUGGUGCGAGGGUUCAAUGGCACUGUUUUUGCAUAUGGUCAAACUAACAGUGGGAAGACUUUCACAAUGAGAGGAUCGGCUAAUGAACCUGGAAUAAUACCGCUUGCAGUUCAUGACUUAUUCCAGCGUAUUCAAGAGCAUAUGGACAGAGAAUUUCUCGUGAGGAUGUCCUAUAUGGAAAUUUACAAUGAAGAUAUUAAUGACCUUCUUGUGCCAGAACAUCGAAAAUUGCAAAUUCAUGAGAGCAUUGAGAAAGGGAUCUUUGUUGCUGGUUUAAAAGAAGAAAUUGUUACAUGCGCGGAACAGGUCAUGGAUUUCAUGUCUUUUGGAGAAUCCCACCGGCAUAUCGGGGAGACAAACAUGAAUCUUUACAGCAGUCGUUCUCACACUAUAUUUCGUAUGGUAAUCGAGAGCAGAGAAAAAAGUGACGACAAUGAAGCUGAAGAUUCUUGUGAUGCUGUACGAGUAUCUGUUUUGAACCUUGUUGACUUAGCUGGCUCAGAACGCGCUGCAAAGACUGGUGCAGAGGGUGUGAGACUUAAGGAGGGUUCUCAUAUUAACAAAAGUCUCAUGACUCUUGGUACGGUCAUAAAGAAACUUAGUGAAGGCAUUGAGGGUCAAGGGGGACAUGUGCCAUACCGAGAUAGUAAACUGACAAGGAUAUUACAGCCUGCUCUGGGUGGAAAUUCUAACACAGCUAUCAUCUGCAAUAUAACACUUGCACAGGUCCACGCUGAUGAGACAAAAAGCAGUUUGCAAUUUGCGAGUAGAGCAUUACGUGUAACAAAUUGUGCAUGCGUUAAUGAGAUUUUGACAGAUGCUGCAUUAUUAAAACGCCAAAGGAAAGAAAUAGAAGAGCUUCGAGCAAAACUUAGAAAAUCUCAAAGUGAUCAUUGGGAGGAAGAAAUUCUGAAUCUGCGGAACACACUACUGCAGAGUGAAUUGGAAAAGGAAAGAAUAGCUUUAGAGUUGGAGGAGGAAAAGAAAGCUAAAGAGCAGCGUGACAGGCGCUUGAUUGAACAGGCAAAGAAAAUUGAAAAUCUUAGUUCACUGGUUUUAAAUUCAGACAGAGAUGACAGGAGUACUGCUUUUAGUAAGAACAAAAGAAGGGUAACAUGGUGUCCUGGACCAAAUGCAAGGCAAUUUGGUAUUGAGGAUUUAGGAUCUGUCCAGGAAGGCUCUACAAGCAGCACAAUUAGAAAUGAACAGGAUAUGGGAAUGCCACCACUUUUUGAAGAGUUAAUGCAAGAAAGUAAUGAUGAGCCUUGUGCUAAUGCUUACUCAUCUGGUGACGUGUCCAAAGACAGUGAAGAUGUCUCUCUUCCUGACUCGCAUGCUUUGCUGCAUGUUACCAACCGAAGAAAGCCAAAUGCAGUGAAAAAAUCAGAUCAAGAGCAAUUCUGGGGGAGAGCUGGUGAACUAUUAAUACCCCAGGACCCCUGUGAUGGGAAUGAUGCUCUACGUCACAAAAACACUGUUCCUUGUGUAGUUAGUAGCUUAUCUGCUCGAGAAUCUGAAGCCAUUCUUGUCAUCAAACAACUUCAAGAUCAGAUCAAGCUGUUGGAGGCAGAGAAGAGUUCUAUCCAAACUAAUUUGGAUGCUGUUCUUGAGCUGGCAACUCAACAGAAGGUUUCAUUUAAUGAGGAGUAUGAAGAACUUCAGCAGAUCGCUCUGGCUGCAGAAGUGCAAACAAAAGUUGCUAAUGAGAACCUGUCCACACUAUCUGCUACUGUAAACUCCAAACAGGAACUAGCCUAUGAAUUCCUCAGUAAUUUAUUGACGGAGACUCAAGGAAUAAAUGUGGAGAUGGAUCAGUGGAGAAACUCAAUUGACGUUGCUCUUUCUUUUAUUGACGAACUCUGUCAGAAUCUCUGCAUUAUGGCACAAGGAAUUCGUGAAGUAAAGCACUCUGCUCAUGAAGAUAGUGCACGGUCCGGUUCUGUGAUCAGGGACUAUGAGAAACUGUCAACCUGUUUGAUGGACAAAGUUUGCAAACUUGAAUUGGAGAAGAAACUAUUGGAGGAACAGUCCCAAGAUCAACAAAAUGAGAUUUAUAAGCUGAAGGUCAAUCUGGAAAGCUGUGAGAAGGCCUUAGAUGACUGUACUCUUCAACAUGAACUGGAGAAGGAUGCCAUUCUCUUAGAGCUCCUAAACCUCCAGAAGGAAGUAUCAAUCUUGUCAUCAUCUUCUUUGAUGAAAGAAAAGGAAUCUAUCCGAAAGGAACUUGAUAGAACUAAAACAAAGUUAAGAGAGACCGAGAACAAACUUAAGAAUUCCAUUCAGGAGAAAAUAAAACUUCAGAGUGAAAAAGCAGAGGCCCACAAAGAAAUUAAGAAAUUGCAAAGCCAGAGAACUUUGCUUGAACGUGAUUUACGGAAACGCGAUUCAGCUACUGUUGACAAAAGGCAUGAGCUGAAUUCCAUGCCACAUGAACUUUCUGGAGCUUUUGAGCACAUGCAGGAGGACUACCAAAAUCUUGAGAUGCAUGCUUUUGAUAUGGAUGCGGAAAUUUCUUCUUUACAAGAAGCUCUAGUCACUUCAAUUGCUGAAAAGGACGAAGCAUUGUCUAAAGUAGAGCUUAUGACAUCUGAACUAGAAGAUCUUGCGAAUAAACUGAACUCAACGGAAUCAGAAAGAAACUCCUUUAGCAAUGAGAUCGCACUCUUGACCGAAAAGUUAAAUGCAUCCGAAUCUACCCUUAAAAGUUUGGAGGCUUCUCUCAAUUCUGUAUCAAGGGAAAAGGAAGAUUUGGGAAUGCAACUUACUGAUGCCCUUUUGGACAUGGAAUCUGAAAGAUCAAUUUGGACAGCAAAGGAGAAAGAAUACCUAGAAGCUAAUCAUAGAUUGAACAUCUGCCUUGAUGAGAACCUCAAACUUUCAGAAGAUUUGAUAAAGGUGAGGCAAGAGCUAGGGUGUUGUAGAGAAGAGUGCAAAACUCUAGAGGAUAAACUGGCGCUUUCCAUGGAGAUUGACAUGAAUGAGAAAGGAAUGAAAUGCAGCGGGGCUUGUAAAGAAUCCGGUCAAUUUUUGGAGAAAGGAAGAACAAUAUCUGGUGCUGUGUGUGAAAAUGAGCUUCACAAACAACUAUUGAUGAUUACUGAAGAGCGCAAUUGUUUACUCUCUGAGACACAGCAGCUGAGAUUCUUGGUUGCUGAAGCAGAGGUUUUGAAAGAGAAUUGUGACAGAAAGUUAAUACAUGCCAAAGAUACAAUAGAUGAGUUGAGCUCUAGGAUAUCUGUCAUGGAAGUCAAUAUGAAAAAUGAUGCUGCGGCUAAUAACAAAGAGAAGACAAAGCUUCGCAUGGUGAUUCGAUGGCUGCGCCCACAACUUGACGCCCAUCGUGGUCGGCUCAAAGAAGCGAUGGAUGAGAUGAAGACCAUGGAUGCCAAAUACCAAGAAGCAAGCACCAAGCUGAAGAAGGAGCUUUCUCAGAAUGCUCGCGAAGUCCUGAGGUUGAGAGGGAUGCUUAAAGAAUUACAGUGCGCAUCAAACUGA
This is a messenger RNA of Miscanthus lutarioriparius, 3693 nucleotides long. Lineage: Eukaryota; Viridiplantae; Streptophyta; Magnoliopsida; Poales; Poaceae. The record is from the annotation of a GenBank genome assembly.